AGACGGAGAAAGAGACGUCGCGGCGAUUGUGCGAAGGAGGGAGACAGCGUGAUAGCGGAGAGGAAGAUAGAGGGAGAGAAAGAGAAAGAGAAAGAGAAAGAGGGAGAGGGAAGAAGAAAGAAGAAGAAGAGAGGAGGAGGCCACCUCGGACAUAUAUGCGGUGAGAAUUCGCGCCUCCUGUCUCAGUGCUUGACAGGCCGGCAAGCUCUUAAGAUCCAUCGGGGUUCUACCAGUCCGUCACCUGAGCCAUCGCUGCCCACGCACUAUCACGCAUCAUUAUUCUUCACAAUUGUUCUCCACCUAAUUUUGGAGAGCGGCAUCCUCAAACGAGGGUGAAGCUGGUUGGCACUAGAAAACGGGUACUGGUACCCGCAGUAGUAGCAACUCGGUGGUGCCAAGUCAGAAUACCGGAAGUGGACGGGAAGGAAGAACGAGGACGUCACGCGACAAAGUAGGAUCAGUUGAUGAAGGUCGAGGUAACCAGUUCCAGGAUUUGGUGCCAUGACGUCCGAAGCGUGUUUCAUAGAAAAUAGGAUCUGUCACUGAACUCUACAGAUCGUACAGCACGUUUUCGGAACGACAGCCAAACUGGCGCUAAAACCUGAAGGUCACGAGGAUGCAGCCGGCCGCAUGAUUGUUCAGGACACCUUGCACAAAGUCCCGUCGAGACUCCCUCAAGUGCCUUGUGAUUUUCUCUCGCUGUGAUUGGUGUGCGUGAGAACGGUUUUGGUGAACCCCAUAAAGUGAAGCGAAUCGCUCGGAAAAUAUACCGGCGAUUCUUUCUCUCUCUCUCUCUCUCUCUCUCUCUCUCUCUCUCCCCCACCCUCUCUUUUUUCUUUCUCUCCCUCUUUCUCGAUCUAAUCGCAUCUUCUGUGUAAUCGAGAAGACUGGAGCUUUCCACGGAGUUAAUAAAUUUGUGACGUAGGACGGAAGAAAGCGAAACUGGAUCGUGCAGAUCGCGAUCGUGAUCGAGGCCGGUCGCCUAGUUCCGGCGGAGUACCGACUUCAGGACACGAUAAGGGGACCAGGCGGUUACUGGAAGUGGAGAACGUAUGGUUGCGUAAGUUCAGGAAGAAGCUGGCGCUGCGAGAUAAACGACGAAGAAAGAGACUUUCUUCGCGAAUGAGACCAGGGCUACACGAAAAGAAGUAGAAGUGGAGUAUAGAAGAAUCGUGAAGAGGAAGAAAAGACUUUCUGUAAUCGUGAGGGAGGCCAUCGAAAGGGGAAAAUAUAAUAUAAUAGAAACAGAAGGGGAGAACACAGUGCAGGGAUUAUCAGACGUUAAACAAAGAAUCGUUUUAUUAGGGGAAAUUAAGAGAAAUUUUUAAGUCUUGUCUUGAGGAAAGACAAGGACUUGGCGGGAACGACGAUGCCAUUGAUCAUCUGAUCGUUCCUUUCGCGACGAAAGCCGAUCGUAGAGCUUGAUCCGACCAAGGGCGACCUUGAACAAGAUGGUCACGAGGGCGCUGCUAUUACUCUCGCUGGUUCUCCUCGAUGCCUUCGACGCGCCUGGCAUCGAGAGAGCCCACGUCCGGCACUUGGCGAUGGCCGGUAACGCCUGCAACGCCUGCAGGAUGCAUGAGGAGAUCCGCGCGCUUAGUUUGGAAGCGAUCAAGGAGCAGAUUCUGAAUAAGCUCGGCUUAAAACAGGCGCCGAAUAUGACGGGGCGAGCUCUGCCGAGGAUCCCGCCGAUCUCGAAGCUGAUGGACACGUACGGGAUGCAGGCCGACCAGCCUUUAGAGCCCGGUAUCACGCACCACGAGGAGGUCGAUGAAUACGCCGCGAAGACGGAGAGUGUCUUUGCCUUAGCGCAGCCUCACCAAAGGCUAAGGCACUCGAAGAGCAACUUUGAGGUGUUGUACUUCAAGUUUUCCGAUAAGGUUGUCCAACAUCGUGUUACCAGGGCAGAGUUGUCUCUAUGGAUAUGGGGUGUGAAUCAGGAAACGGAGCUCGGUGAGCCAAUUGAUCUGGAGAGUCAAGACGCCAGUCCGGUGACGAUCACGUUGCAGAGGAUUCUUCGGGGAACGACCGAGACAGGUGGAACUUUGUUGGGUCCUCCUCUGACCACGAAACACCCUCGACCGUUUGGACGGCGGGAUGGCUGGAUCACGAUCGAGCUCAGACGAAUGGUGGCGGAGUGGUUCAAGCAUCCGAGAGAUAAUCUGGGAGUCGCCUUGAAGAUCACGGGGCCUGGCGGCAGUCAUCGUAGGAACUUGGUUAGACUGGUUGAGACCAAUCCCGGUGCGGAGUACGCUCCAUAUCUCGAAGUGCAAAUGCAGGAACUCGAUUCACGAAGAGGCUCCAGAAUUAAGAGGAACGUGGGACUCAAUUGCGAUGAGGCCAGUCAGGAGACUAGAUGUUGCCGGUACAAACUUACGGUAGACUUCGAGAAGUUUGGCUGGGAUUGGAUAAUCGCACCCAAAAAAUAUGAUGCCAAUUACUGUUCGGGUGACUGUCCAAUGGCUUUUCUUCCGGCUUAUCCGAACACGCACAUCGUCAGCUUGGCGGAACCGCCGAACAACACCGGACCAUGUUGCGCACCUAGGAAGCUGUCCGAAAUCACAAUGUUAUAUUUUGACAAUGAAUAUCAGAUCGUGUUCUCGCGGUUGCCGGGCAUGAUCGUCGAGAAAUGCGGGUGUUCAUAGUCCACCUUCGUUUCUGACAGGAUGAAAGCAACGUUGGCGAUGCCGGGAGUUCCGCACAGGUACCGCGAUGCUCUCCCUUUGAUCAAUCUCGACGAUCAUCGUCAUUGUCCUCGUCAAUCGUCGUCGAUUGUCAUCGCCGUGUUCUCGGCGAUUCCUCAUCCGAUAGACUGAAAGUGCCUUGUUCGGAGAGUGAUUGCGUGAUGCGGAUCUCUUUGGAGCGCAGAAAGAGGAACACGAAGUGCGCGGAGUAGGCGGUGUUUCGUGAUUCGGGGAGUCCCCUCAAAGACUGUGCUGGAUGCCAAGGGAAGUCCAAAGAGGGACUCGCGCCGACUGUCAGCGGGAGGCACCUCGACGGUGGUCCAUGGUUCAUGGCAAGGCGGAUAGUUCCUA
Messenger RNA from Acromyrmex echinatior (Panamanian leafcutter ant), 3035 nucleotides. RefSeq names its product growth/differentiation factor 8. Lineage: Eukaryota; Metazoa; Arthropoda; Insecta; Hymenoptera; Formicidae. The record is from RefSeq and is a predicted model, not a curated record. Gene Ontology annotation, molecular function: cytokine activity; growth factor activity. Gene Ontology annotation, cellular component: extracellular region.